ACCCCUCGCCCUCCCGCCCGCCCGCCCGCCCGCCGCACACGCAGCCGCCCCGGCUCCCGGCGCCCAGCGCUCCGCUCUCCGCCGCCGCCGAGCGAAGCCGGGCUGGGCUUGGUGCUGCUCAUGGAGAAAGUGCCGGGCGAGAUGGAGAUUGAGCGCAGGGAGCGGAGCGAGGAGCUGUCCGAGGCGGAGAGGAAGGCGGUGCAGGCUACGUGGGCCCGGCUCUAUGCCAACUGCGAGGACGUGGGGGUGGCCAUCCUGGUGAGGUUCUUUGUGAACUUCCCAUCAGCCAAGCAGUACUUCAGUCAGUUCAAGCACAUGGAGGAGCCCCUGGAAAUGGAGAGGAGCCCCCAGCUGCGGAAGCAUGCCUGCCGGGUCAUGGGGGCCCUCAAUACUGUUGUUGAGAACCUGCAUGAUCCCGAGAAGGUGUCCUCCGUGCUCGCCCUGGUGGGCAAAGCCCACGCCCUCAAGCACAAGGUGGAACCCGUGUACUUCAAGAUCCUCUCUGGGGUCAUUCUGGAGGUGAUCGCUGAGGAAUUUGCCAAUGACUUCCCGCCCGAGACGCAGAGAGCCUGGACCAAGCUGCGCGGCCUCAUCUACAGCCAUGUGACUGCUGCCUACAAGGAAGUGGGCUGGGUACAGCAGGUCCCCAACGCCACCACGUGAGGAGGGCCCGCCGGCCACGCUGCCCUCUUCGGGGCCUUAGGGCCCCCUCUCUCCUCCCCCUUCCCUGGCAGCACCUUGAGCAGAAGGCCCAGUUCUGAAGACCGUCCUUGAGCCUCCAUUUCUGGGUGCCAAGGAAGCCGGAGGAAUCCCUGACUCGUCUUCCUGGAAAGAGGCCUCUGCCCCAGCCACAGUCCCCCUGGAGCCGCCAGGAGGUGGCACUGGCUGCCUGGAUGCUGGCUCAGUAGGCGCUGGUGGCCUGUGGGGGUGGGGGGGCCCUUCCUCCUUGAAGAGCUGGGCCCACUCUUCUUAGCUUUUCUACUCACUGUUAGAGACCUAGCUGAGCAGCUGGCAGGAGUCGGGGACAGGUCUGUGAGUCACUGCGGGGGGGACACCAGCCCCGUUUCUGUCUGCCCGACCAGCAUGCAGGUCUCCACAUCACCUACGUAGAGUAUUACGCACACAUAUCUACCAUAUAUACAGAUAUAUUCUCUAUAUGAUCUCUAUAUAAAUAUAUAUACCUACAUACAUAUCUAUAACAUAUAUGUGCGGGGCCCAGAGGUCACGUGAAGCCUCCAUUCAGCUCACCUGCGCGUGGGGCAGGAAGGGGUCCUGGUCAUGCUUCUGGGGAGAGAACAGUGUUCUGGCAGAAAUGGGGGUCCCACAGCAGCACAGAGAGGAUCUGGGUCCGCAGGAAGAGUUAGGGGGACCCAAGAGCCUGCGUGCGCAGGGUUGGGAUGACGCAGCUUGCCAGCAAAGCCCAGCCUAUUCUCUGACCAGUUCCCUACAUUCCUCCUUUCCACUUCUAAACAAGAAGGAUUUGGCUCUCCCCACCUUUACCCCCCACAAAAGGAUGUGGCUCCCUGUCUUGCUCCAAAAUGGGCAAGGGCAGACAGAGUGGCCCGAAGUUAUGGAUGGGAUGGCUGUGCUGGGGGAGGGGCCGCGGUAAAGAACCUGGAAUACCAGCCCCAUCUGCCUUUGCCACUAAGACAACGCCCGGAGGGGGGACCCUGAUGACAGGAUCAGAUGCCUCCAUCUCAUCCUGGAGCUCUGAGGGCCGAUCGCCUUUCCUCCCCCGGCCCCUCCUGUCUGCUGGCUGGCAGUAGGUCCUCUUGAUCAUCUAGGUCAGAGUUGCUGGGGACUGCCCCUUAUGUGUGCCCCUUGGUCACAUGUAUCGUCCUUAAGGAUGUUUUGCUGCUGUGACUAGUGUGCCUGUGUCCCCUCCUGUCCCAUCCGCGUGCAGCCAUCCAUAUAACUGCCUGCCCUCCUUUUGUAGUUUCUGAUGUUUGUAACCAGACCCAGCCUUGUCAUUAAACAGACUCGUUCUUCCUGUG
Molecule: messenger RNA, 1994 nt
Organism: Rhinolophus ferrumequinum (greater horseshoe bat)
Lineage: Eukaryota; Metazoa; Chordata; Mammalia; Chiroptera; Rhinolophidae
Gene: CYGB
Product: cytoglobin
Exons: 4
Coding region: 121-663 (180 amino acids)
Biological process (GO): oxygen transport
Molecular function (GO): heme binding; oxygen binding; iron ion binding
Source: RefSeq, a predicted model, not a curated record